CUGAACCUUGAAUCGGAUUGCUGAAUAGUGGAUGUCGUAAAACUGUUACCUUUCACUUACCUUUCCUGCACUGUUUUACGUCUUUUUCUGUAUGUCUUUUAGUUUAUAAACACGUCCUGUUAAUCCCAGUGGGCAAGUGGAAAACACGCAGGCAUAACUGCUUCUGGAAAAUGUUCUGACACUACGGACCCGAUUUAUCUCAAAUUGUUCUCUUCGCCCCAAUUGAAAUGAUGACUUGCAGAGUAGAAAAUUCAUCUUUUAUCAAAAUGAACACCAAGGAGAAAGAGAAGUACAUCGAAGAGUACGACUUCCCGUUCUGCGACGAGUCAACCAAGUAUGAAAAGCUGACGAAAAUCGGCCAAGGGACUUUCGGGGAGGUGUUCAAAGCAAAAGACAAGAAAAACCCUUCAAAAGUAGUCGCCAUGAAGAAAGUACUGAUGGACAAUGAAAAAGAAGGGUUUCCGAUUACGGCUCUUAGAGAAAUAAGAAUUCUUCAAUUGUUGAAACAUGAAAAUGUCGUCAAUCUGAUAGAAAUAUGUAGGACCAAAGCCACCCAUGACAAUAAGUAUCGCUCGACGUUUUAUCUCGUAUUCGACUUCUGUGAGCACGAUCUGGCAGGUCUCUUGUCGAAUGUCAACGUUAAAUUCAACCUCGGAGAGAUCAAGAGAGUUGUUCAGCAGUUGUUAAACGGCUUGUAUUAUAUACAUAGUAAUAAAAUCCUUCAUAGGGACAUGAAGGCUGCGAAUGUGUUGAUAACUAAAUCGGGAGUUUUGAAAUUGGCAGAUUUUGGUCUGGCAAGAGCCUUCAGUCAAACGAAAAACGGCCAAGUGAACAGAUAUACCAAUCGGGUUGUCACACUUUGGUAUAGACCGCCUGAACUAUUACUAGGAGAUAGAAAUUACGGCCCCCCGGUCGAUUUGUGGGGUGCCGGUUGUAUUAUGGCAGAAAUGUGGACUAGGUCGCCGAUAAUGCAAGGCAGCUCUGAAUCGCAGCAGCUGUCGCUUAUAUCACAGUUGUGCGGUUCGAUAACGACUGAGGUUUGGCCCGGUGUGGAAUCUCUAGAGCUGUACAACAAAAUUGAAUUAUCCAGAGGACAAAAGAGAAAAGUUAAAGAAAGGCUGAGACCUUACGUCAAAGACCCGUACGCCUGUGAUUUACUCGACAAACUCCUUAUUUUGGACCCUCAGAAGCGAUGCGAUUCUGAUUCUGCAUUGAACCAUGACUUUUUUUGGACUGAACCGAUGCCGAGCGAUUUAAGCAAGAUGUUGGCUCAGCACAAUCAGUCGAUGUUCGAAUUCACAAUGCAAGGCAGAAGAGGUGGACACAUGAGAGGGCAUCACCAUCACCAUCAUCACCACCACCAUCACCACCAAGGAGCAGUUGGUGGUAGCACACAAGUCGCAAAAAAUAACAUUGUAGAAGCUGGUUACCAAGACAGAGUGUUCUGAAUAUACUGUGUAAAUUACAAUAAAUAUUUAUAUUUUAAUAAUAAAGAU
Molecule: messenger RNA, 1496 nt
Organism: Cimex lectularius (bed bug)
Lineage: Eukaryota; Metazoa; Arthropoda; Insecta; Hemiptera; Cimicidae
Gene: Cdk9
Product: cyclin-dependent kinase 9
Exons: 8
Coding region: 228-1448 (406 amino acids)
Biological process (GO): protein phosphorylation
Cellular component (GO): nucleus
Molecular function (GO): cyclin-dependent protein serine/threonine kinase activity; ATP binding
Source: RefSeq, a predicted model, not a curated record